This is a messenger RNA of Aphanomyces invadans, 1007 nucleotides long. RefSeq lists its product as hypothetical. Lineage: Eukaryota; Oomycota; Saprolegniomycetes; Saprolegniales; Verrucalvaceae. The transcript has 3 exons. The coding region runs from base 163 to 546 and encodes 127 amino acids. The record is from RefSeq and is a predicted model, not a curated record.
UGCGUCCGCGCUCCGACCCACCAUGGACAUAGCGUUCGACGAAAUCAAGUGGUUAAAAUCACAACCUCCGCGGCAUCAACUAUGUCUGCGCGGCACUGAAGCGACACCACCGGCUGCAGCACAACUUCAUCGCAGCUCAUGUUGAAAUGUCGCUGGUGACCCAUGCGGCCAUUUUGGACGUGCACACGGGGCUGGGACCCCGCGGAGCCGACUCGGUCAAAGUCGGGACGAAUCUGGCUCCCCUCUUUCCUGGUGCCGUCUUGGUAUCGCAUGGUCUUGACCGUAACGACAGCGCUUUGUCCUGCAACUGUCCUCAGUCUAUAUCGCAGCACGUCUACAUCCGGUCGCGGCCAUCUCGUCAAAGAAAGACAUUCAAGAAGUCGGGACAGUACCAUUGUUGGGACGUGCUACAAGCGAUGCGAACGAACAAUGCGUCACGAUGCAACGAAUCGCCACGUAGCGGCGACAAACUUGCGCGAUGUGUUGUAUCGGCGUGACGAUGGGCAGUGGAAGGACAGCGCUGUGUCUGGAGGCGCGUCAUUGUAGCUGCAGCGGCGCGUCGCUAGUGCAGAUGUUCCUACCAAAGAACUCUCUCUUUGAAAGCAGACUUGUUCUCACUGAAAUGGCCGCCUUCGUGAACCGUCUGCCCAACCACGCAAGCGUUAGAGAGGCUCGGCGCCGGCCAGUGCAAACCGAGGCGGCUCGCGGCUGUGACGCCAUGCCACCUCUCGCCACCACUGGUCAUGUCAAAAUCAUUGCGUCCAUGAGCUAGUGGUGUACACUUCAAUUUAAGUUAGGUUUGGUUCGCGGGGAGCGGUGUCUAUGCGGGGAUGGACAGCAUCGCCGUGAGUUCGUUCAACCAUGUCCAGUCGUCGUCUUUCAGCGUGUCGAAUACGCUGCAGUCGCUGACCAACAACGUGUGGAGAACUCCAUCCCAGAGCUCCGAGUCGGACGAUGCGCUCGGUGGCGCAGGCUUUUGGGCUUGGUGCUGGUUGCAAAACCCGCCG